AUGGAGGUUUCCGGCGAUUUCGCCUCCCCGUCGGAACAGGAAGACACGGCAAGCGAACGACAUCCGUUCGCGAGACGUAUGAGUACCAUGCUGGCCCGAAAUGUUGCUGGCACGCUGAAGGAGGUUGAGGAUGCAAAGGCUGCAUUGCACAAGCCUGCAAAUGCAGAAGAAGACACGGAGGAAGGAAGUCGCAGCGCAGCGGCCCGUACGGAGGAACUGUUGGGUGCAUCGCAAGCGGCAGCAAAAGCUGCGACGGAUUCCCUGAACCUGGCGGGCUUAAUUUGGCUGAAUAUACUGCUUAAAAAAUCCUUGGAAGUCGACAUGCGGAUGAGCACCACCAGGGUGCGGGAAGCAACUGCCACGCUACGCAGAGCAAUAGGGGAGGAGGCCCAACAGCAACACGAGCAUAUUGAAAUGUCUGCGGGUAAUAUUCAAGGAUUUGAAGAGCUUUUGGCCCAGUUCAACAGUGGGCAGGAGAAGGCACAGUCCGCUAAUGGUCUCAAUGAACUGGCUUCAGCUGUAGCGGAGAUGAAGCAAGCAGGCUUAAAACUCAUGAUGCUUGUUGAGGAACGUCAGAAGCAACCAACGAAACACUAA
Eimeria mitis is the source of this 597-nucleotide messenger RNA. RefSeq lists its product as uncharacterized. Lineage: Eukaryota; Apicomplexa; Conoidasida; Eucoccidiorida; Eimeriidae. The record is from RefSeq and is a predicted model, not a curated record. The transcript has a single exon. The coding region runs from base 1 to 597 and encodes 198 amino acids.